AUAAACCGGAAACAGACGGUUGGAGUUUCCGUUUUCCGUCAAGAUAUACACACGUGUGUGUCUGCGUGGAGAACGUGCACAUAAUCAGUUUGGACCCGGUCUUCUGACCCGGUUCCGAGUGUUUGUACAGACUCGGAAGUCGGUCCAGCAUGUGGGAGCAGCUCGGCCUGAUCGGCACUCUCCGGGACGAGGAUCCGAGUCCGGCCGAAUCCGAGACCGAGUCCGACCCAGAGGAGGAGCUGAUUGUGCUGAAGAAGAAGAAGAAGAAGAGUCGUGGGUCGAGAGACUUUAACUGUGACUUUGAGUUUGGAGAGAGAGACGGACCAAGCCAUGAUGACGACUGGGCGAUGGCCGAUGUCAUGAAGCAGCUCAAGAAUAAGAGAUCUGUGACGACUCUCGACCAGAAAAUAGAGAAAAUUCGCAGGAACAGGAAAGCUGAGGAGAAAUCCUCUCAGAGCGACACUGCUGAAGGUCCAUCAGAGAAGAAUGAGGAGGAGGAGGAUGUGAAACCUCCAGCUGGAGAGGCUGGUGUGGGUGAUGAAGACCACGACGAGGAGGAUGACGAGGAGUUUGGCUCAAGUGAUGAGGAGAUUUUGACCAAGUCCGACACGCUCAGAGAGAAAGAACGAUGGGGGAAGAAGAGGAAAGCAGGAGAGGAGGCAACAGAGUCCUUCUACGAAGAUGCAUCACAGUAUGAUGAUCAACUGACCUUUGAUGACAUGAACCUGUCCAGACCCAUCCUGAAGGCCAUUACCAAUCUGGGCUUUAAGCAGCCAACCCCGAUCCAGAAGGCCUGUGUCCCUGUUGGUCUGCUGGGCAGAGACCUGUGCGCCUGUGCUGCCACUGGGACAGGAAAGACUGCGGCCUUCAUGUUGCCUGUGUUGGAGCGUUUGGUUUAUAAGCCCAGGACAUCCCAGGUGACCCGGGUCUUGGUUCUGGUUCCUACCAGAGAGCUAGGGAUCCAGGUUCACUCUGUGGCCCGUCAGCUUGCCCAGUUCACAUCUAUCACCAUCUGUCUUGCUGUUGGUGGGUUGGACUUGAAGUCUCAGGAAGCGGCAUUGAGGGCUGGUCCAGACAUCCUGAUAGCUACACCUGGUCGGCUGAUUGACCACCUUCACAACACACCGAGCUUUGAGCUGACGCACAUCGAGGUCCUGAUUCUGGAUGAGGCUGAUAGGAUGCUGGAUGAGUACUUCGAGGAGCAGAUGAAGGAGAUCAUCAGGUUGUGUUCUUACAACAGACAGACCAUGCUGUUUUCUGCCACCAUGACAGAUGAGGUGAAAGACCUGGCAGCGGUGUCGUUGAAGCAGCCAGUCAGGAUUUUUGUUAACAGCAACACUGACGUGGCUCCAUUCCUGCGGCAGGAAUUCGUCCGAAUUCGACCGCACAGAGAGGGAGAUCGCGAAGCCGUGGUGACUGCUCUGCUGACUCGGACAUUCCAGGAUCACGUGAUGUUGUUCACUCAGACAAGGAAACAGGCACACAGACUGCACAUCCUGUUGGGACUCAUGGGAUUGAAGGUCGGAGAACUGCAUGGAGAACUGAGCCAGAACCAGCGACUGGAGAACCUCAGGCGCUUCAAAGAUGAACAGAUUGAUAUCUUGGUGGCAACAGAUGUGGCAGCCAGAGGUUUGGACAUCGAUGGAGUCAAAACAGUGAUAAACUUCACCAUGCCUGCCACAGUGAAGCAUUAUGUGCACCGCGUGGGUCGGACAGCGAGAGCCGGUCGAUCGGGGCGUUCGGUGUCUCUGGUUGGAGAAUCCGAGAGGAAGAUGCUGAAGGAGGUCGUAAAGUCAGCCAAGAGCAGCGUGAAGGCUCGCGUUCUGCCGCCAGAGGUCAUCCUGAAGUUCAGAGAUCUGAUCUCCAAACUGGAGAAAGAUGUGGAAGCUGUGAUGAAGCUGGAGAGAGAGGAACGAGAGCUGGCUGCAUCUGAGGCCAAGCUGACUGUGGCUCAGAAGCGUCUCGCUGGCUCCGCCUCUGCUGAUCAGUCACAGCGAGUUUGGUUUCAGACACAACAGGAGAGGAAACAGAGCCGCAUGUCGAAGGCUCUGCAGGAGUCUGUAUUGUACUACAGAUUGCUGUGUAGUACUCUGUGGUACUGUGCAGUGAUGAUGACCAUACCUCUGUGUCUUGCUGCCUGCCACUGCCUGCUGCCCUAUUAUAUGUUAUAUUAUAAUAUUGUAUGAGUUGCCAUAGUUUAUGACCACCAAACUCUCCUGAAACUAUGAGCGUCCCUCAUGGACUCCUACACUCCAGCAUAGUUCAGAAAUCCUCUUUCCGCUCCCUACGUGUCAGUACACCUGGGAAGACCCUGGGCUAACCCUGCAGCUGUCAUAGGAGAAAACGAUCCAGAAAGCACAGGAAGCAUUCAGGUGUCUGUCAGGCUGAGACAUCACACGUUUUCAACUGACAUCAACCUACCUGUUUCAUCCGAGGGAGAUGGAGCUGACCGGCCGCUCCCAGGUACGCUUUCCUCCGACCUAUCCCUACAGGCUCAGCCACUGACUUCUGGAUUCCUGCCGACGCUGUCCCUGCCAGGCUAUCAGGGAAGCAUGCUGUAGUAGUCCCCAGAAAUCUUCACUCUGCCAUGGGAAUCCAUUACAGUUAAGCUGGCAACACUAGAUCCAUAUCCAAUAAGACUUUCAUCCUGAUUUCCUGUUCAGCCACGAACUGCAUUUCCUGCUCGUGACGGAGACCUGGCUAAACUCUGUGGACCUCUCUCCACUCAUCGAACUCUGCCCAGCUGAUUCUAACUUUUUUUUAGUACAUCAAGGUUAUCUGAUAGAGGAGGUGGAAAUUUUAUUCCUAGGUCAUUUUAAUAUCCAUGUUUGUCAUCCUGAUAAACCUACAGUAAAUGA
Molecule: messenger RNA, 2858 nt
Organism: Archocentrus centrarchus (flier cichlid)
Lineage: Eukaryota; Metazoa; Chordata; Actinopteri; Cichliformes; Cichlidae
Gene: ddx27
Product: DEAD (Asp-Glu-Ala-Asp) box polypeptide 27
Exons: 17
Coding region: 150-2186 (678 amino acids)
Cellular component (GO): cytosol
Molecular function (GO): RNA helicase activity; ATP binding; nucleic acid binding
Source: RefSeq, a predicted model, not a curated record